Messenger RNA from Oncorhynchus kisutch (coho salmon), 1879 nucleotides. RefSeq names its product lymphocyte antigen 6 family member pge (gene ly6pge). The record is from RefSeq and is a predicted model, not a curated record. The coding region runs from base 804 to 1178 and encodes 124 amino acids. The transcript is spliced from 3 exons. Lineage: Eukaryota; Metazoa; Chordata; Actinopteri; Salmoniformes; Salmonidae.
UCUAAUUCUCAGUAAUUAUGGAACUGUUAUCGCGUACGUCGUGAACCGUGCGCCAGGCUCCAGGUUUAACCUGCUAAGUGUGGUCUGACUUCCAUAAUGAUUCUAAUAGACAACGUGUCCCAAAUUAUUUCACAACGUCAACCUAAUAUAAUCCACUAAUGCUAGCGACCCUAUAGGAAUCCUUUCUGACUGUCAGGAUAAUAGACAUUGAUAAAGGAGACUACCUAAACCAUUUAAACUGGAACAACCAGUCACGGUAACUAAAAGAUUUGACCAGAGCCAUAGCCCUCCAGUGGAGAAGCUAGGCUAGCCGCUACCAGAGCCAUUGGCCUCCAGUGGAGAAGCUAACCUAGCCGCUACCAGAGCCAUAGCCCUCCAGUGGAGAAGCUAACCUAGCCGCUACCAGAGCCAUAGCCCUCCAGUGGAGAAGCUAACCUAGCCGCUACCAGAGCCAUAGCCCUCCAGUGGAGAAGCUAACCUAGCCGCUACCAGAGCCAUAGGCCUCCAGUGGAGACGCUAACCUCUAACCAGUAACCGCUAAUCUCCUAGUCCGUGCAGGCAGGAUGAGGUAUUAGCUCCUUGUUAGCAGAUGAAGAUAGGAUUAAGAUCAGAGGGGUUUAGCAGCAAACAACCUGCUUUUCAUUGUGUGAUCACAUCUCUCCAGGGAACGACCAGCAAGCGAAAAAACAUUGUUCAAUCCCAUCGUUCCAGGGAAGGACCACGAAGCAAACAACCUGCUUUUCAUUCUGUGAUCACAUCGCUCAAGGGAAGGAGACCACAAAGGAAGGAUCAUCUCCAACAACAUGAGAGCUUUCCAGAGCGCUAUUCUUCUCCUCGUCUCCCUACUCUUUCUCAUUAACGACAGUGAAGCCCUACAAUGCUAUACCUGCAUGGGUUCUAGUGACGAAGACUGCAAUCGUCAGGGCUCAAAAACCUGUCCAGGCUACUCUGAUGCCUGCGCUGUAGUACGAGGACACGGAAGCGGAGUGAUGAAGUCCUGCUCCUACAAGUCUUUCUGUAGCCAGGCCAACAGUCAGGGUUACCGGUCACCAGGGGUCAGAGUUCACUGCUGUUUCUCUGAUGACUGCAACGUGACAGGAAACGUAUCCAAGCUGGAAGGAAGUCUCAGCUACCUGUUGCUCCUCCUUCCUCUGCUCCUCCACUGGAUCUCAAACUAAACACAUAACCCAGCACAAACCAACCCAGCACAAACCAACCCAGCACAAACCAACCCAGCACAAACCAAACCAACCCAGCACAAACCAAACCAACCCAGCACAAACCAACCCAGCACAAACCAACCCAGCACAAACCAACAGCCAUGCCAACUACCCCACCUACCUCCCUUCGCUACCCUACUCUCAAACUAAACCCAGCACAAACCAACCCAGCACAAACCAACAGCCAUGCCAACUACCCCACCUACCUCCCUACCCUACCCUACCCUACUCUCAAACUAAACCCAGCACAAACCAACAGUCAUGCCAACUACCCCACCUACCUCCCUACCCUACUCUCAAACUAAACCCAGCACAAACCAACAGCCAUGCCAACUACCCCACCUACCUCCCUACCCUACUCUCAAACUAAACCCAGCACAAACCAACAGCCAUGCCAACUACCCCACCUACCUCCCUUCCCUACUCUACUCUACCCGACUCAAACCCCAACUCUCCAAGCCUCAGCUACCAUCCCCACUCUGGCUGACUACACCAUCUAACUCUGCCUAUCUAAAGUGUCUAAAGUAACACACAAUAAAAUAACCAUUGAUAUCACCAUAUAACCAACCCAGAACAAAUCAACCGAGAACAACCCCAGAACAAACCCAACCCAACCCAAACCAACCUAACCUACAACAAACCCAACCCAGAACAAACCC